GGCCGCGCGCGCACCCCGCAGAGCUCGACUGACUGACCCGGGCCGGCCCCGCUCACGUUCAUUUGCCCGCCCGCGGCUCGGCUCGGCUCUCGGGCCGCCCUGCGCUGGGUGCGGCUCCGGAGGGCAGAGCUGCGGGAGCACAGGGCCGCAGCACACGCCCCGCGCCAGCCUUCUCCGUCCGUGACGCGCGGCCCCGGGCAGGGUUGCGGCCCGGCCCCGGCCAUGCGGCUGGUAGCCCCUUAAACGCUUGUUUUAUCUGCAUUGGCUCGCCGGGGUCUUUCACGAAGACAGACGGCGCCGUCGAGUCCCCGGCUACCUACAGCUCCAAGGCUCGUUACGUGUUUUGAUAACAUUCGCCAGCUCCGUGCUGUUGUGUGUGCACCUGAACAUUGAGGCAUGUCUGGUCGGAGGCGAUUUUACAAGUCCAUUGUGGGGUGUCUGGGUUUACAGCUGUAACAUGGCUGUCACAAUAAAAGAAUGUCUUCAGCUUCAGCUGUUGGAAAUGGAAAUGCUCUUUUCAAUGUUUCCUAAUAAAGGAGAAAUAAGCCUUCAGGACAAAAAUGCUCUUUCUUAUGUGCAGAUGUACUUGAAAAAUAUAAAAGAAGGACUACCACCUCGGAUUGAAUAUUCAAUUUCUGUUGAUAUUGAUGAGCCAAAGAGAAGGGCAUAUCGAAAGGAGGGUGAGUCUACUUUAAACCCUUUUGGGAGGAGGGGAGGAGGAGACUUAUGGGCUGAGUAUGGAAACAUACCAACAGUCUCCCCACCCCCAAGGAUGACUGCUGUAAAAGUAGACUUGCAUGUAUCCUUGCCUCACAGCUACCCUCAUUCAGCACCGCAACUAUUUGCAAGAUCAAAUGCACUAGACAGACAGAAUCAACUGCAGCUUAAUAAACAUCUCACUUCUCACAUCAGUUCUUUGGAUUUAGGUGAACUGUGUGUAUGUGCAGCUGUGCAGUGGGUACGAGACAACAGUGCAUCUUAUUUCCAAAACAGUAACGUCUCUUUUGAAACUGCUCCAAAAGAAAAGGCAGUAAAAAUAAUUUUUCAUCGAAUGUGGAUCUAUAGCCAUCAUAUAUAUAGACAGGAACUGAAAAAGAAAAUCUUUGAUUGCGCAAAGCAAUUAAAUUUGACUGGUUUCUGCCUAACAGGGAAACCUGGUAUCAUUUGUGUGGAAGGGCUCAAAGAAAACUGUGAGGAGUUCUGGCAUGUUAUUAGAUAUCCUAACUGGAAACACAUUUCCUGCAAACAUGUUGAGAGUACGGAAACUGAAGGAAAUGGGGAUAAGCUUCAUCUCUUUCGUACUUUUGAAGAUUUACAGUUCCAGGCACAUGGUGAUUAUGGACUGAGGAAUGACUAUCACAUGGAUCUUGGCCAAUUCUUAGAAUUCCUUAAACAGCAUCAAAGUGAACAUAUUUUUCAAAUAUUAUUUGGUGUUGAAGGCAAACAUUCAGACAAUCAAGUGCAUAACUAGUUUUAAUUUUGCACAACGUUACAAAUUAUUUUUUUAAAGUUCAUCCAUGGAUAUACUAUGCUUAUAGCUAUUAUAAUAAGGGAAACUAUGUAAAGUAAGAAAAUCAUGGUGCAAGGAUAGACCCUUUGCUUUUGUUUUAAAUACAUCAUAAGUAAGACCAUUCGUCUUCAGUUUAAACCAAUUUUUACCAAAAAAAUCCUGGGUUUUCAAAAGUACUUGGUUUUUUUUCUGAUUUUUGACCUCCUUUUGUAUCAUUCAACUAUAUAAAAAUUUGUUUUAUUAGGAAAAUACACUACAUUGCAUGAGAUAUAUGUAUUACAGUAAUACAUUAGUCUGUGUGUAUAUGCAAAGGUGCCUGUUAAAGUAAGGCGAUGUAUUAGUGUAGAAGAUAUACACACAAUAAACAGGCAUGCAUGCAAGCUCUGAAGUGUAAAAGUACUGAUGAAUCUCAUGCCCACAAUGUACACAUUUCAAGCUAUUAGAUAACAGUUGAAAAAUUUGACACUAAAAUUGGAAGAAAACUAUGAUUUGUAUCAGAAUAUGUUUCAGAACAUAAGGAAGUAUUCAAAAGAAUCAAAAGAGGAGAAAAGGAUGAAGUAUGUGCUGCAAAGGGUGUGACCCAAUUAUUAAAUGUAAAUAUUUAUAGGCUAUUAGUUCUAAGUCUACAACAGUAAACUGUUUAUUCAAAUGAAAUAUUUUUUUUGGCACUUAGAGAUAUAUUGUUAAACUCAGAAGUGGCAUUUUGUUUUGAGUGCUGUUUUAGUUCUGCAGCAAACCACAUUGAAUUCUGUUCAUCAAAGCAUUAAUUUACUGAAUACUUUUCCCCCUGUCCUUCCAGCCACUGAAAUAAACCCUACUAUUCCCCCCCCGUAGUAGUUUUUUGCAAUGAUUUUCAUCUGCCUUUGGUAGUUGUAGUAAUAAACACAAAUUCCUGGGAAAAAAAGAAAUGAAAUAAAACGCAAAAAUGAAGGGCCUUAAUCAUAAGCUUUUGAGGUUUACAUAUUUACUUGUGUAAAUGAGUGCUAAAUCUGUAUAAUCAGCAUUUAUCACCUCUUGGUGCAUGAGGCAGCCUGCAGAGCAGUGGUUGUGAAUUGCACAAUCCCAUACUAUAGUACUCAGAAUUAUGUAGUCUGUCUGGCACCUCACCCACAUGUCACUUGGUAGUUUCUUCAGGUCUAGGCCUGUAGUAACUUUUUUAUAUGGGAUUGGGUGGGGAAGAGGAGGGAUGAAGGGACUGCACACUCCUAUUAUUUUGCAUUAACAACAACAAUAGACUACUCUGUUCCAUGCUUUAGUCUGUGCAGCACCCUGACCUGCUAUGUAAAGCCUCUGUUCAAACGCCAUUCAAAUCAUUUUUUAACAUGCAUAAGAAAUGAGCCAACUAACAUUUUAUUUCUUACUAAAACAAAAUUUUGAAAAAAAUACCACCCAUUUAUUCCUUUAUGGCCUAGCCUUUGCUCAAAAACCAUGUAAUUUUAUUGGUGUUAUCAAUUUGCCCUUUCCCUUCCAUCCCCCCCCAGUUAUUUUAGCUGUUCCAGCCAAAGAUUGUGAGAUUUGUAUCUGAACUGUGUGAUGCCUUGUAUUUUUUUGGGUACUGUAAAAAAUAAUAAAUGCAUGGGGUUUGGCUUUCCCUUUUUUCUUUAUUUAAUACAUACUUGGCUACUGUAUACUUUAGCAGUUCGUCUCUGCAUUCUAUAGCCAUACCCUUCUCCUUCAUUCUUUCUGUCUCACAGACCAGUAGGAGAGUUGUCAGAGGACACAGUGUUGCAGGAUGUGUUAGUGAUUCACUAGAUGGUACUCUUUCACCUGAAGCAGAAUGUGUUUAAUGUAAUACAUUUAAAUAAGAUAAAUCUUAGAAAUUUGAUUUCUUUGUGCAUUCCCAUGGAUGGAGUAUCACAGUAAAUGUCAUGCCAUUGGCCUACUGUGUAUUGAACCAGAAGAAUGCUGCUGAACAAUACAAGUGGCUGUGUGACUGAGGCACUGUCUUUGCUGCUUCAUUUUUUCCAAGUAACAGCAUAGCAAACAGUUGUGGCAUUGAGCUGUAAAAAUUAAAUUAGUCAAAUUGAAUUAGACCACUUGGUGAUGGUAUCAGUUCUAGAUGAAUUGCGUAUAUGUUUAACACUGUCUUUUAGGAACAUGUAGCACACCAGAGAAUUAUUAACCAAUAUCUACUUUAACUGGGUCUGACGUAGCUGAAGUAAAAUACACAUGACCAUGUUUGAAAUGAGUAUUUUACUAUUUUUCAAAAUAGCAACUAACUUGAAAUAAUGUAUAGCAAUAUUUCAGGUCUUUCAGUAAUGGUGAUUGAGACAUUUAAAUAGAAAUGUUAC
Molecule: messenger RNA, 3801 nt
Organism: Mauremys mutica (yellowpond turtle)
Lineage: Eukaryota; Metazoa; Chordata; Testudines; Geoemydidae
Gene: RWDD2A
Product: RWD domain containing 2A
Exons: 4
Coding region: 458-1471 (337 amino acids)
Molecular function (GO): protein binding
Source: RefSeq, a predicted model, not a curated record